Messenger RNA from Paraglomus brasilianum, 492 nucleotides. The record is from the annotation of a GenBank genome assembly. NCBI's taxonomy places the organism in Eukaryota, Fungi, Glomeromycota, Glomeromycetes, Paraglomerales, Paraglomeraceae.
AUGAAUCAUCCAAUUUUCCUCUCUCCCUCACCAAAAGUAACAAUUUUAUUGAUGGGUACUUAUAAGUCAAACGAGAGUAUCAGUGAGAAACGAGGGGUAUGUAUCAUCUGGAGAAGGAUCACUCACAGCCAUACAUACUAUGGCGGCGUCGAACUCCGUGAACUUAACUACAGACUAUCUGGAAAUACAAAUCUCACAUUUAAAAUCCAACAAUUUAUCUCCACCAAACCCUCAGCUGUAGUAGCAAUCGCCGUAGCAACCACUACCUAUGUAGCAGGAAGAUCACGGAUGAAGUAUAGCAAAUCUUUUUACCCCUUUACUUAUAAAAUAAGCCAUUCAUUACACCAUCGAGAGUGGUCUCAAGGAGAUCUGGUGUCGGACACCGCGGCCUCUAUAUGGUUUCGAACUCCGAGACCAGCCUUUUCACUCAACGCACAGCACAGCGCACCAGCACUGGCAAGAUGCAGUCUUCCGAGUAUAACAUUAUCUUAA